Molecule: messenger RNA, 1173 nt
Organism: Panicum hallii
Lineage: Eukaryota; Viridiplantae; Streptophyta; Magnoliopsida; Poales; Poaceae
Exons: 1
Coding region: 1-1173 (390 amino acids)
Source: RefSeq, a predicted model, not a curated record
AUGGCGGCGGCGGCGCCGCCCUACCCCGGGAGCGCUAGGGCUCGCCCCCGCCGCCUUCCCGGCGACCACAUCAUCGCCGCGUUGGCGCCCCACCUCCGCUUCGCCGACCACCUCGCCCACCGCAUCGUCUGCCGCUCCUGGCGCCGCGGGUGCCGCCUCAUCGGCCGGGCGCCCCCGCCCUUCCCGUGGCUCAUGCUCCCGCCGACCGCCGCGAGCGGGGCCGCCCCGGACCCCGGCACCCCGCAGCGCCGGGUCUUCUACGACAUCCCCGGCGGGAGGUCCUACGCGUACCCGGUCCCCGCGUCCUACCGCUACGUCGCGAGCCGCGGCGGGUGGCUCGUCCUGGUCGCCUCGGACCCGCCGCGCCGGCUCGUGGUGCUCAACCCCAUCACCGCCAUGCGGCUGGUAGUCUCGUGGCCGUUCGGGGAGGACCCCACCGAGGGAUUCCACGCCGUCCUCACGGCCUCGCUCGCCGACCCGAUGUGCUUCCUCGCGGUCGCCACGGACAGGCUCGUCAAGUAUUGCCGCCCCACUCUCGGCGGCGGGGACUGGGCCACGCUGCGCGCCCCGGGGUUCCGCUACGACACGGCCUGCAGCGACCUCGUGUCCGUCGGCACCAUGGUGUACCUCAUGGACGAGCGGAGGAAGCUCUGGCGCGCCGACCUCGCCGCCGCCGAGCCCAAGGUGGAGCGCAGGGACACGGCGUUCGUGCUUCCGCCGGGGGAGAGGUGGCGCCACUACCUAGUCGAGUCGCUCGGCCACGUCCUCCUCGUGGUCUCGGACGAUCACCACAAGCGCAUCGGGCUCUAUAGGCUCAACUGGGACGCGAGGCUGUGGGUGCGCAUGCCCGCGAGUGGCCUUGGCGACGGCGUGCUGCUGUUGGGCCGCGGGUGCUCCGCGGCCGUGCCAGCGUCGGCCGCCGCGGGCCGCUUGCCUGGCUCGGUUCUGGUGGUGCGCCAGCCGUGGAGGUCGACCUUCGUGCACAUGGGCUUAAACUUUUCUGGUGAUGGUGGAGGUGAGCAACCUUGGUUCUGGACGGAAUCGCGGCUCGGAGCUGGGCUGGACGAUGAUCAGUUGGUGAUGAGGAAGACGGUGCCUCAGCGGCCGGGCAAGUUCACCACCGGUGACUCGUUCUGGUUCUUCCCAGCCAUUGAUCAGAGUGAUUGUCCAUAG